Pteronotus mesoamericanus is the source of this 1195-nucleotide messenger RNA. RefSeq names its product signal-regulatory protein beta-1-like. NCBI's taxonomy places the organism in Eukaryota, Metazoa, Chordata, Mammalia, Chiroptera, Mormoopidae. Bases 58 to 1167 code for a protein of 369 amino acids. The record is from RefSeq and is a predicted model, not a curated record. Gene Ontology annotation, biological process: positive regulation of phagocytosis; positive regulation of T cell activation. Gene Ontology annotation, cellular component: plasma membrane. The transcript has 4 exons.
CAGAGGUCCGUUCUCCCAGCACACAGGAGAAUACAGCAGGCUCCUCAGGCCUCCAGGAUGCCCGUCUCUGCCUCCUGGUUCCGCCCUCCUCCUGGCCUGCUGCUGACUCUCCUUCUGGGCUUCACAGGAGGGGCAGGUGCGGAGCUGCAGGUGAUUCAGCCUGACAAGUCAGUGUUAGUAGCAGCCGGAGAGACGGCCACCCUGAGCUGCACCGUGACCUCUGCUAUCCCCGUGGGGCCCACACAGUGGUUCCGGGGGACAGGGCCAGGCCGGGAGUUAAUCUACGAUUUCAAUGGAGGCCUCGGCCCCCGAAUAACAACAGUUGGAAACACCACAAGUAAAGACAACACAGACUUUUCCAUCCGCAUCAGUAACAUCUCCCCAGCAGACGCCGGGACCUACUACUGUGUGAAGUUCCGCAAAGGGGAUACUGACAACACAGAGCUCAAGUCUGGGGCAGGCACUCAGCUCAUCAUGAGUGCCAAACCCUCGCCCCCCGUGGUAUCAGCCCCCACGGGGAGGGCCGCACCUGGGCAGACGGUGAACUUCACCUGUGAGUGCCACGGCUUCUCCCCCAGGAACAUCAUCUUGAGAUGGUUCAAAGAUGAGAACGAGCUCCCAGCCUCCUGGACCGCCGUGGACCCAGAGGGAGACAGCCCUUCCUACAGCGUCUCCAGCACGGCCAGGGUGCGGCUGGCCGCGGGGGAUGUCCGCUCCCAGGUCAUCUGCCAGGUGGACCACGUCACCCUGCAGGGGGGCCCUCCUCUUCGUCAGACUGCCAACCUGUCUGAGGUCAUCCGAGUUCCGCCCACCUUGGACAUUACCCAACGCCCCAUGUCAGAGAUCCAGGUGAACAUCAUCAUCUGCCACGUGAAGAACUUCUACCCCCAGCACCUACAGCUGACCUGGUUGGAGAACGGAAGCAAGUCCGAAAUAAAAACAUCCUGGACCCAGGUAGAGAACAAGGACGGGACCUUCAGCUGGAGGAACUGGAUCCUGGUGAAUUCAUCUGCCCGCAGGGAGGACGUGGUGCUCACCUGUCAGGUGCAGCACGAUGGGCAGCCGGCGGUCGGCAGGAACCUCACCCUAGAGGCCUCCGCUCACCAGGACGCAGAUGAACCCUCUGGUGAGGCCUCCACUCCAACCUACCUGCUCUUUAAUACUUAACAUUUUUCAUGUUAAGAGUAGUAACUAU